AUGUCUAACGCAGUGAAGCUGACAGGACACAGUAGCUGUACAUCCGGCUCAGCUCGUCUACCUCCGGAACAAGCUAUCACCAAUGCACUCAACGAGGUCCACGCGAGACGCGUCUUGCACGGCGUCGGCAUGUGCACACGUGUCUUCGUCUUCGCGGAAGUACGGCAGGGCAAGGUGGAGGUACGACUACCAAUUCUCUGCGUCUUCCGUCCCUCCGGAUCCGAGGUCAUUCUCGCCAAGAUCAAGUCCUCGGAUGAGGACGGUGUCCGACUAACUGUCGGAUUCUUUGGCGACAUCUACGUCCCCCUUGUUUACCUGUCGGACCCCCGCACCUUGUAA
This is a messenger RNA of Epithele typhae, 339 nucleotides long. RefSeq lists its product as uncharacterized. The record is from RefSeq and is a predicted model, not a curated record. Bases 1 to 339 code for a protein of 112 amino acids. Lineage: Eukaryota; Fungi; Basidiomycota; Agaricomycetes; Polyporales; Epitheliaceae. The transcript is spliced from 3 exons.